CCAGGAGGGUGGAGCUUUGUCACCUCAGUUCCAAUCAGCUGAAUAGAUUUUUGCAAGAGCUGGCAGAAGGGUUUUACUGAGUGUCGUUUGGUGUUGGAUCAGUGUAAGUGCAAAAGACAUGGACAUGCCUUGCUUGUAACUGGCUGGGAAAUCUAACUGGAGAAAUACACUUGGCAAGAAUUCCUGGACCUGAUUGACACCAAACAAAUAUAAAUAAAUAAGUUCUAAAAAGGACAGAACAUUGAGUGGAAGACAUUCACCCUGAAUCAACACAGAGAAGAUUGCUGACCCUUUCUGAAGCAACGAGCUGCUAAAUAGAUAAUUCUAGUAGCCCACACUCUGUUUAGCAGAUGCUUCCAUCUCCAAGGAACUGAGGCAAGGCCUGAUUUAAUGAAGAAUGGAAAGAAGGUCUCCUAGAUAAGAAGAAAACAAGCUUUUGGAAGGAAGAUAAAAUCUGUCUGGCCCUUUGGAGGAGUUCUAAGGAAGGACUGGCUAUAAAAACUUGAUCGUUCCAGUGAGGACAUCCUGGAAACUGAAUGUAAGAAGACACAGACAUCCCCUGCCGGGUGGGUAUAGGGAGAACCCACAGCAAGCCAGAGGAGGUGAAGCUCACAUCACUUCUCCUGUUUUCCUCUCUGAGCAGGUACUUCAGUGGAAGUCCUUUUCCUAUGAGCAAGUGCAUGCAUGUGUUUGUUUUCUGGUAAUAUUUACCUGCACUAUUUUGUACCCACAUACAUCAGCAAAAGUCAAGCAACAUUAAUAUGCUAGAGUAAGAUUUUGUUGUUAUUUCCUUAGAAGUUUCAACAAGAAAAACAAAUGGGUGAAGAAAGCUUGAAGAAAAGAAAAGGAGAGGACAAAGGAAGAGAGGACAGACAAUCCAUUCAGAGUCAUGAGCCCCAAACGAUGAACCUACAAAAGCAGGUGGGCCUCAUUAGUGGAAUCUGUAUGAUUGUUGGUACAAUUAUUGGCUCAGGUAUCUUCGUUUCUCCAAAAUCAGUGCUUGCCAAUGUUGAAGCUGUGGGUCCUUGUUUAAUCAUCUGGGCAGCCUGUGGAGUCCUGGCAACAUUAGGUGCUCUUUGUUUUGCUGAGCUUGGUACAAUGAUCACAAAGUCUGGGGGAGAAUAUCCCUACCUCAUGGAGGCAUUUGGCCCAAUUCCAGCGUUUCUGUUUUCUUGGACAAGCUUACUGGUUACAAAACCCAGCUCCUUUGCAAUCAUCUGUCUCAGCUUUGCAGAAUAUGCCUCAGCUCCUUUUUAUCCGGGCUGUGAUCCACCCCAAGCUGUCAUCAAGUGUCUGGCAGCAGCUGCUAUUGUGGUAAUUACAAUUGUGAAUUCAUUGAGUGUGAAGCUAGGAAGUUACCUCCAGAAUUUUCUCACAGCUGCUAAAAUGAUCAUUGUCACAAUCAUUAUUGUAAGUGGAAUUGUUCUCCUUGCACAAGGAAAAACUGAUAACUUCAAAGAUUCUUUCAAGGGCAGUAAAAUUUCUGUUAGCUCUAUCAGUUUGGCAUUCUAUAAUGGACUCUGGGCAUAUGAUGGAUGGAAUCAACUCAAUUACAUCACAGAAGAACUUAAAAAUCCUUACAGAAAUCUACCACUGUCUAUAAUUAUUGGAAUCCCCUUGGUCACGGUUUGUUAUGUUCUGAUAAACAUUUCCUAUUUCACUGUGAUGACCUCAACAGAGCUCCUGCAGUCCCAGGCAGUUGCUGUGACAUUUGGAGAUAGAGUCCUUUAUCCAGCCUCUUGGAUAGUUCCUCUCUUUGUGGUAUUUUCAACACUUGGAUCUGCCAAUGGUACCUGUUUUACUGCAGGCAGACUUGUUUAUGUUGCAGGUCGUGAAGGGCACGUGCUAAAGAUACUGUCUUACAUUAGUGUUAAGCGCUUAACACCAGCACCUGCUAUCAUAUUUUAUGGGGCCAUCACUAUUAUUUAUAUUAUUCCUGGUGACAUUGAUUCACUCAUAAAUUACUUUAGUUUUGCAGUCUGGAUAUUUUAUGGUUUAACUGUACUUGCACUAAUUGUUAUGAGGUUUACAAGGAAGGAACUCAGGAGACCUAUCAAGAUACCCAUCAUCAUUCCUGUCAUAGUGACACUGGUGUCAAUUUUACUGGUAUUGGCACCAAUCAUCAGUGCACCCGAACUGGCCUAUUUGUACUGUACUUUAUUUAUACUUAGUGGACUUAUAGUUUAUGCACUUUUUGUUCAUUUAAAAUUCAGCUGGGCACAAAAAAUAUCAAAGCCCAUCACUAUGCACCUCCAGAUGCUUUUGGAAGUUGUUCCAGAAGAGGAAGUUAUUGAAUGAAGUAUUUUAUACCCACCAUGUUGUUUUUAAGUGCUGUACUUGUCGAAGUAUAUUCAACUUAGUAUGGCACACAUAUAUACUUGCUAAAUUGUUAUGUUCUUACUGGUGUAUUAGUUUUGCCACACUUCAGUACUUCAAAGCAUCAAAUAUAUAUAAUAAAAGAUUUCUAAGCCAAA
Messenger RNA from Taeniopygia guttata (zebra finch), 2474 nucleotides. NCBI's taxonomy places the organism in Eukaryota, Metazoa, Chordata, Aves, Passeriformes, Estrildidae. The record is from RefSeq and is a predicted model, not a curated record.